This is a messenger RNA of Cryptosporidium ubiquitum, 1530 nucleotides long. RefSeq lists its product as uncharacterized. Gene Ontology annotation, cellular component: nucleus. Gene Ontology annotation, biological process: base-excision repair. The record is from RefSeq and is a predicted model, not a curated record. The coding region runs from base 1 to 1530 and encodes 509 amino acids. The transcript has a single exon. Gene Ontology annotation, molecular function: DNA-(apurinic or apyrimidinic site) endonuclease activity; phosphoric diester hydrolase activity; double-stranded DNA 3'-5' DNA exonuclease activity. NCBI's taxonomy places the organism in Eukaryota, Apicomplexa, Conoidasida, Eucoccidiorida, Cryptosporidiidae.
AUGAGGGAGUUAUCGAUUAUUUCGUUCAAUGUAAAUGGCUUAAUAUCAUUCAUGAAAAGAAGAGGUUACACAGAAUCAACUUUUUCCAGAUUAAUUGAAAAUAUAUGUGUAAAUGAAGAGGUAAAAAAUAAUUGCCUGAAUGUAGAAAAGCCAGAUAUCAUAUGUAUUCAGGAGUGCAAGAUGAGCUUUAAAGAGGAUUUAAACAACUCAACAGGAUGCCCCGAAAACUAUGAAUCCUACUUUUCUCUUGCUGAGAAUAAUAAAAGAUAUAGUGGAGUUGCAACAUACUGCUUAAAGGAUACUAUUAUGGUAAUUGAGGCGGGAAGGGGAUUUUCAUGGCUAGAGACAUCUCCCCGUCAGUUUGACAUAAACCAAAUGAUGAAAGAAGAAAAUUUGAAAGAUAUUGAAUUAAGUAUUACUAAUAUUAAAGAUAAAUAUGGAGUAACCAUCUCUGAAAUAAAUGGAGAAGGUAGAUGUGUGAUUACUGAUCACAAACAUUUUAUAUUGCUAAAUUUGUAUGUUCCUUUACUAAGAAGCAAGACAGAGGAAAAAGAAGAAAAAGAACAAGUUCUAUUCAAUGGGAUUCAGACACAAAAUCAAAAUCAAACCCAAGAAGAACCAUUAGAAAAUGUUGACCCAGAAAGAUUGAGGUACAGACUAGCGUUUCAUGAAUACCUUAAUUUGUCACUGCAUGUACUUAAACAUUUGUGUGGAAGAAAAGUUAUUUUGGCGGGAGAUUUUAAUAUUAUAUUGGAGAAAAUAGAUUGUUUUGCAGAUUUUCGAAGAUUUCUUGGAGAUAAUAAAUUGGAAGAUUGCCAAGUAUUAAACCCAACUGAAAUUUUAGAGAAAUCUUCGUUUGAUCAAAUAUAUUCUGAAAUGAGAAAGUUGAACACUGAAAUGAUUAAAAGAUAUAAUUUAGUUGAUGUUUAUAGGCACUAUUAUCCAAAAAUUCAGAGUAAAUACACAUGCUGGAACCAGAUGAAUCAGUCUAGGAUUAGAAAUCAAGGAGCUAGAAUAGAUUUAUUUCUUAUUUCAAAAGAAAUGGUAUCAGAAUCAACAAAAUGUGAGAUUUUGGAUCACAUAUACGGUUCUGAUCAUUGCCCUAUUUUACUAAUUCUAAAGAUGAAAGAACCUGAAUCUAUGUGUAGUCUUGGUAGAAGUAAACCUCCAAGUAUAUGUUCAAGGUACUUACCUCAAUGCAAACAAAAACAAAGUACAAUCAGUCAGUUUUUAGUUUUAAGUAAAGGUGAAAUUAAAAAUCAAUGCAAUAAAACAAUUAAAAGCCAAGACUUUAAAAUAAAUUGUAAGAACUCUGAUUCAUCUAAAAAGCUUUCUUCAAACUACCCUCACUGUAAACACGGUAUUCCAUGCAUAAAGAAGAAGGUAACCAAACCUGGCAUAAAUAAAGGAAAAUUAUAUUGGGGUUGUUCAAAAUCAGACCAACAGAAAUGCAAUACAUUCGCAUGGGUUGAGGAAGCAAACAAUAAAAAUGAAACUAAUCAUAACUUAAAGAACUUUAUUAUUAAAUAA